This is a messenger RNA of Dibothriocephalus latus, 555 nucleotides long. The record is from the annotation of a GenBank genome assembly. NCBI's taxonomy places the organism in Eukaryota, Metazoa, Platyhelminthes, Cestoda, Diphyllobothriidea, Diphyllobothriidae.
GUUGACGUUCCAAAACCAGACGAAAGAUCCGUCAUGACCUACGUCUCAUCACUCUACCAUGUUCUCAAUAAAAAACGGAACCAGGACCUAAAUGCGCACAGGGUGGGAAAGACGAUUAACCAAACUAUUGACCUCAGUAGCAAAAUCCAACAGUACGAAGCUUCCAUCCAAGCCCUGCUGAAAUGGAUCCGCGAUAAGACGAAUUACUUUAAAAACUCCAUCAACAGGCUGCCACCAAGCACCAAGGAGCUCAGUCAGCUCAUUAACCAAUUUACGCAAUACAGAAGAGGAGAAAAAGCUCAAAAAUCCGAAGAAGGAGCGAGGCUUGAAGAAAUUCUCUUUAAAAUCGACCUGCUGACCAAGGAGUUACGAGCACGUCCCUACAUGCCAACUAAAGCGGACCUCCAACUGACGACUCUGGAAAAAGCCUGGGAGGCCCUCGGCCAAUCAGAACACGCCUACGAACUAGCCCUACGCGAUGCCUAUAAUCGUGGUAUUCGGGACCACAUUCGUACUCAAAUAGACUCUGCCAUGAUAUCGAAAGACUCCAUCUAA